Molecule: messenger RNA, 4006 nt
Organism: Porites evermanni
Lineage: Eukaryota; Metazoa; Cnidaria; Anthozoa; Scleractinia; Poritidae
Source: the annotation of a GenBank genome assembly
AUGGCUCGCUUGAUGCUGUUACUUUUGCUGAUAGCCCCAUUGACUCUUCCCACUUACGCAGACAGCGGGCAAAAGGUAAUUAAGUUAAAAAUAUAUAUUGCGUUUAGUUUUCGCCGAGACACUUUAAAGUGACCUUUCGGCCCUUUCUGUCUUAUUGAACGCCAUGGCGUUUACGUUCCUACUAAAUAUUUUAUCCUGCGGCCUGUUCGGGCUGCACUAUCGAUGCUUAAUGAACACGUUUUUGUCAGCCGAGCAAAUCUAAAUAUUAUGCCUUUAAAGGGUGAUGUGAAAUGUAGGGUAUCCAUUUACACUAUAGCGAAAGUAAUGACUCUGAAGUAUUGGUGGUAAUAUAAACUAGACGUAGUUAAUCGAUAAACCGAUAAUCGAUAGUAAUUGAUAGUAAUCGAUAUCAAUCAUCGAUAAAUAUUGAUUUCCGAUAUCGAUCGAUAGAAAUCGGUAAAGAAAAAAGUUGUGACUUCGACUAAUAUUUAUGAUUUUCCGAUGGAAAUCGAUAAUUAUUUUUAUCGAUUGUUAUCGAUUUUGUUAAUCGAUAAUAAUCAAUAAAUUAUUUUUUCUCUUUGACUACGAUUUCUAUCGAUUUCCGAUAUCAAUUGAUAUUAAUCGGGUGAUUAAAUCGAUUAAUAUCGAUGAUAUCGAUUGAUUUCCGAUAUCGAUUUUUAUCGAUAAACUACGUCUGGUAUAAAUACUACUGACGAAGAUACUCAUUUUAAUCAAUUUGCUACACAUGUGUUUUUCGCAGACCUAUACAUUCAAGGUAUCCAAAGAUAUGUACGAGAGUAUCAAAGUUGAUGCCAACAAGGAAUCCGAGACCUUUUCUCAGAGUUUUGCGUCGUCAGGCAAAAAGGAAGGAGACUUUGUCUACGACUUUAACAGGGUCAGUAACUAACAUAAAAGAUCAAACAAGUCAAACUCAUCUAAAUUUGGAGUCUUUUUUUUGUUUUGACAAAAAACUGAGCUCAUUUUUUUAUGCGAUUUAAAUAUUUCGUUUCUCCGACUUUUUGGCUUAAAAACUUGAAAUUAAAAAAGAGAAUAAAAGGUUAAAAAUCCGAAAUUAUCAGUGCACAGUUUUGCGAAAACGUCUCUGAAAUGGCAACAAAACAGUAUUUUUAUUUCUUUAUUUUUUGUUUGUUUCUGACGAGAACAUUAAGCUGUUUUAGAUAGUCCCGCAUUUUUGCAUCAAAAUUUCGGUGCACAAACCAUUCCAGGACAUUUCUCCAAAACUUUUCAAACCGCUCAGUGUACGACCAAAACUAUAAGGAGGGCUUAAAAGCAAGAGAAUGAUAUGUACAUUUUCCAAGGCUGAAGGCCAAGCUCGCGUUGAUAAAUUUUUGAUUUACUUCAAACAAUAAACUUGUAACUACAUGUAUUGGAUGUAAACCACUUGGAGUUGAGCCUGCAGUCAGCUGAAAGGUAGUAACUUAUUAGCGGAUAACUAAAAAAAAAAACGCAACCUCGAUAGGUCGGUAUCUGAACCCGCGAUACGGUCAUGUGAUACUGAUCAGCGGAUACCCUGUUUUUGACAGCUGUCAACUCAUCACCACAUGGAUGUGCAUUAUCAGGUUGUAAGUUCUUACACUAGCCAUAAGUGUGAGAUUUCACGUUGGUUGCCCUCUGGUACGGACGGACGGACGGACGGACGUACGGUCACCUAACUACCCAAAUUUUACAGGUGGAUAGAUCCCCAAAUUUACUUAGCUGUGGUGCUCCGCUCGUGCGCGCUAUAGUGGAGUUCCUCUACAAAAAAAUCUCUUGAUUAGCCUAUACAGUAUCCUGUAAUAUCAGUUCGCUGCCAGGGUAUUGAAGAGCGAAAGAAAAAUUUGAAACUUUUAAACUAUUACUUUAAUUUGUUUUGUUGGUUUUGUUCAAUCGGAUAACGGUUACUUUCGAUAUAAUUACUUAUUUGUCUAUUGAUCCUUGCUUCGUAUUGGCUUGAAUUUACUGCAGAACUUAACGAUGAUUCGAUUGCCAAAGGCAAAGGGCUGCUUUUUAAGAUACUCCAUUGGGAACGUUCCUCGACCUGCUGACUUGCUGAAACAAUUACAAUUGGUAAGUGUCUGAGGACCUAUGACAAACGUCGUUAAAAUUAGUGUUUGGCUGAAUUAAUCUCUUAACCAACCUGUAGGAUGCGCGCGCAAUGCAUGAUUAUACCAAGAGCAACAUCAUAACUGUGUGUUUAUUCCCUUCAACAUUCGGAAUAAUCUCGGUACAUGUAAGCGUUAUCAACCUCGGUCUUCGGCUCGGCUGAUAACAUUUUUCUUGACCUUGAGUAUUCUGGAAAUCACCACGUCCAAAAAUUGUUUAUAAUCACUUUUACCAACAACAUUCGAGAGAUUCGCUAAAGUUAUUUAUUUAUUCCUUUAUUAAAACUUGCUGAUCCGUGCAACCUUUUGAUAACUGUUCCUGCACUCGAAAUCAUUUAUUUUUCACGCUGGUUUCCAUCAUCUACAGGUGCAGAAAAGUACCGAUUCUAAAAUGACCACUACGUCUGAGGAAAAUUUCAAGGUUGUUGGCAAACUGAGAGACCGUUCGGACUUGAGCGACGAGAUGAAGGAUCUAUGCGCAAAGUUGCCAAUUUACCGAAUCCGGAAGUUGGAAAAGAAACAGAAUGACGACGCUUCUCAAAUGGAAGACGAUGUGGAACAGUCCGAUAAAGUAGAUGAUGCACCAGAGAGGGUGGCUAGAGGUAAUAAAAUGGUUAAAUGGAUAUCAAGUUCUUGAAGAAGCUAUAACAACUUAACAGAUCGCUGUCAACAGCAUGAAAAGUUUGGAUGGCCUUACAAUACUAUAAGAACGAACCAUGUGCCAUCUUCACUUUCUUUAAAGAACCCUAUGCUGAAAGCUAUUUUAAUUUAAAACAGAUUCAACAAAAUCAGAAACAUGAAUAACUUUUCCAUAGUUUUAAGCCAACUUUUGUGUUUUCAAUCUUAAACCAUGGCCCGUCCACACCUAUUGAUCCGAGCAGAGGAAAACGCAUACUAAUAUUUCCGUUUAUUCAGUUUGGUUGUUCCCCGUUUGGAUUCACCCAUCGACAAGAAUACGCUGCUUCAAUCAACAUUUGCUAACUGCUUGCUUCUUCAAUCAAUGGCCAGGCCUGCCUAAUAUGUUUAAAAUUAAAUUACCCGGAAAGGCUUAUCGGACAGCUAUGGAUGGAUAAUUCGUUUACCCAACCAUUUACAGGCGAAAAAUAGUAACCCUGAUCAGCUUCACAGUUCUGCCGGUGUGUUGUCCUACUAGGCACUUGUAAGCUUAGGACGAAUUAACCUAAAACCGUCUUGCACGAGGCCAAUGAGUCGAACAACAGGUUGUUGUUGUCCACCACCCGAGUUUAAAUUUGCAAGUUCUCUUUUUAGCCUAAACUCCAGUUUUUGACGUAGUUGAAUUUAAAAAUAUCCAGUUUCAAUCGUCUAGUACGAAUCGGAUUUUAAAAAGAGAACGAUUCAGCGACUUCUAAAAGAUACGGUUUCGGCCAGGGGGAUUCACUGGUUUCACAGGGCCUAUUCGUGUAAAAAAAAAACUUUUUAAAAAAAUAUCCGGAAUCAUGUUGACGGGCCUUAAACAACUUCUUAAAAGUGUUUAAAAUUUUGUGGAACACAAAGCGUCGUAUCAACUCUGUGUAUCAGGGCAUGACCCUGGUAGUGGUUGUCCUUUAUCUAUUAGCCACUCACUGUACAAGAAUUAUUCACGCAUCUCACAAUAUUUUAAAAAAUGGACACGUCUGUCUUUAUAACGACUGACUACCCUAAUUCGAAGCUGCUCAUCAGUUUCGGAUUUGAAUAACCUGUAAUAGUUAUAACCUUUUGUGCCUAUAGGCCUCGUCCGGAAAUGGGUGUGCAGACGAGUUUGUAAACACAUACGCGCAUGCGUCAAAGUCCCAAGAAUUAGCUGCAGUUGGAGAGGCUGUAAGGCUUCCUGGCGCUGGAACUGCUGGAUCGUAAAGAUUAUAUGCCCCUAUACCUGCUACUGGGCUUUGAUCAAGCUUGGCUAA